UCAAUAAAAAAAUAAAUUAUAAUUUGAUGGACCGGCCCACACGUAAACAAUUGGACCGAGUGGCCUAUUAUACAAAUUCAAUAGACUUGGAGCUGAAGAAAAUGAAAACCCAGAAAUUACAGCAAGAAAGUUCAAAUUCACCGGAGUAAUGGCGAUGGCGCUGAGGCGUGGGUUGGGGACAUCACUGCCGGCGAAUAUGAGGUGGAUUGCAGUCACAAAACCCUUGAUUCCUUGUCGCUAUUCCUCGUCGCCGCAUAAAUGCGCUUCGGUGGCGGCUCCGGUUCUGCCUUACGACGUCGAUUUAGCCACGGUGGCACGAGUUGAGACGCUACCGAAUCUGCUUCGGCCGCGCGUCGUCGUCUACGACGGCGUUUGCCACCUCUGCCACACCGGAGUAAAAUGGAUCAUUGGAGCUGACGUAGACAAGAAAAUCAAGUUCUGUUGUGUGCAAUCAGAAGCUGCCGAGCCUUACAUGAAGAUUUGUGGACUGGAACGAGAAGAUGUUCUUAGUCGAUUCCUAUUUGUUGAGGGUCCCGGUUCAUAUCACCAAGGCUCUGCUGCUGCUUUGAAGGUUUUAUCGUAUUUACCCCUGCCUUAUUCUGCACUGAGUGCUCUGUUGAUUGUUCCACGUCCUCUGAGAGAUGCCGUUUAUGAUUACGUGGCGAAACGGCGUUAUGACUGGUUUGGGAAAGACGAAGAUUGCUUAGUCUUGAAGGAAACUGAGUUGCUUGAGCGCUUCGUCGAUUGGGAAGAACUGCUUAAGCGUUCACGCUCUCAACAGCUAUGAGAGUGUCGCAACAAGUAAUGAGUGAUGAGUGAUGAGUGACGAGAGAUUCUUCUUGCACGAAGACUGUAAAUAUACGAGUAUAAACCCUCUUCACUAAAGGAUUUUCAUAACCAUGUGUAGAUAGAUAGGCUACAAUGGGAUUUUAACUGCUACUAGUAAUUUUUCAUUUUAUUAUGGAAAUUGCACAUGUAGAAGGAAAUCGAAUAUUUGUAGCGGCUUGUUGUUUCGACUCC
Molecule: messenger RNA, 1020 nt
Organism: Erythranthe guttata (spotted monkey flower)
Lineage: Eukaryota; Viridiplantae; Streptophyta; Magnoliopsida; Lamiales; Phrymaceae
Product: Putative thiol-disulfide oxidoreductase DCC
Molecular function (GO): protein-disulfide reductase activity
Source: RefSeq, a predicted model, not a curated record